This is a messenger RNA of Capronia epimyces CBS 606.96, 1662 nucleotides long. RefSeq names its product CMGC/SRPK protein kinase. The record is from RefSeq and is a predicted model, not a curated record. The transcript is spliced from 2 exons. NCBI's taxonomy places the organism in Eukaryota, Fungi, Ascomycota, Eurotiomycetes, Chaetothyriales, Herpotrichiellaceae. Gene Ontology annotation, biological process: spliceosomal complex assembly; protein phosphorylation; regulation of mRNA processing. Bases 1 to 1662 code for a protein of 553 amino acids. Gene Ontology annotation, molecular function: ATP binding; protein kinase activity.
AUGCGUCCGAACCUGCUUAAGCGGGCGCAAAGCUCCACCAAUCGCCAAGGGCCCCUCAGCCAUUUACUGCAUUCCAGAGCCAAUUCGCCACAUCCCCAGGCCGACACUGUUUCAGGGCUGAAGGCCAUCGAAGAGGAGACCUUGCCCAAGUACAAUGCCGACAGCUUCUAUCCUGCACGUCUCGGGGAGGUGUUGAACGAUCGCUACAAAGUCGUCUUGAAAUUGGGUUUUGGCAUGACCGCCACAGUCUGGCUCGCGCAAGAUAUCCGAGCGAAUGCAAAGGCUGGACAACCGACCUACGUAACUGUCAAAAUCAACGUCAAUACUCUCACCAACGACUUCCUGAGUGGUCGCCGGGAAAUCGCGGAGAGGCUCCAAACUGCGAAUCCUAACCACCCUGGUUACAAGCAUGUCCGUUUCAUGCUCGACACCUUCAGGAUUAAAAGCAAACAUGGUGAGCACCUGUGUAUCGUGUACGACGUUCUGCGCGAACCUAUCGACUUGUGCAUGGAGAAGUUCCCCGGACGACGAUUCAACUCUGAGAAACUUCGGAAGCUUUUACCGGCUCUUCUUCUAGGUCUCGACUAUAUGCACAGCGAAUGUCGAGUCGUGCAUACAGAUCUCAAAGCGGACAACAUCAUGAUGGGGCUGGGUGAUCCAUCCGUGCUCGAACGCUUUGUGCAGCGUGAGCUUGAGCAUCCCUCGCCGCGCAAGAUGCCUGACAACCACGGCCGGAUCAUCUAUACGUCCUGCAGUGAUUUUGGCGAAGCCCCUUCGGAUGCCGUCAUCGAGUCCGCCAAGAUCACCGACAUUGGCCUUGCUCAAUGGGGAGACGUCAGAAACACCAAACCCAUACAAUCCAACGCUUUCAUGGCUCCCGAGGUCAUCUUGCAGUGUGGUUGGUCGUAUCCUGCCGAUAUCUGGAAUCUGGGGGUGAUGCUUUGGGACCUAUUUGAAAAUUUCGGCUUGUUUGACGGCAUCGACACGCGACCCGGGCAUUAUCGCCCGGAACAACACCUGGGCCUUAUGAUCUCCCUACUCGGGCCACCACCAAAGGAAUUCCUGAAGCGUGGUGCCAAAACGACGAGUUACUUCGAUGCACAAGGCCAACUCAAGAACGCCGAGUGUCUAUCUGAAGACCUCACUUUUGAAUCUUCCAUUUCGCGGCUCAGGGGAGAAGAAAAGGAAUUGUUCAUUGAUUUCGCGAAGAAAAUGCUCAAAUGGGUACCGGAAGAAAGGUGGACAGCGGAGCAACUGCUUGAGCACCCUUACUUGACCAAAGAGCGAGAAUAUAUCCCCACCCCAGCCCUAAGCCGUACAUCAACAGAGACAUUCGGUUCCAUCCUACCUUCACGCACUGGAACGCCAGGACCUACUUCGAGCCCGCUCUCCGCCUCCCUCCAUCUGCCCAAGGAUGUCGAGAAGUCAGCUUCUCGCAACUCUCCAACUGAAUCGACGGAUACGUCGCUUGAAAAUACCACUUCGGUACCGAGCACAUACAACACAACAACGCUGCCGUAUCAACUCAAGAAGAGAGAUACAUCAUUAAGCGAAAGUUCGAAACCCCCGGUUCCACAGUCCAACAAGUGUUCUCAGGAACUCAUCGACUCGAUCCUUAACAGAGGAAAGGCGAAUGCAAACAAGGCUGCGGAAACGAAAUGA